Colletotrichum acutatum is the source of this 1635-nucleotide messenger RNA. RefSeq lists its product as uncharacterized. NCBI's taxonomy places the organism in Eukaryota, Fungi, Ascomycota, Sordariomycetes, Glomerellales, Glomerellaceae. The transcript is spliced from 4 exons. The coding region runs from base 1 to 1635 and encodes 544 amino acids. The record is from RefSeq and is a predicted model, not a curated record.
AUGAACUAUAUCGUUCGCUCCACCGCUCAAGGUGCUGCCAGCACUAGAGAGGAACGAAGCUCACCUGGUCCUGUCAUCGUCUUGGAACGAAGAUCGUGUGACGUUGCGGUACCUAGCGUGGAGGCCUACCGCCAAAGUCUACCAUCCACGCUUGAUCGCUUGUCCGCCCAAGGCUCAGAGAAGCAGGAACAGAACGACAGCGAGACCAUCGUCAAGACAGAACCUAUUACCGACGGUGAUUCCUACCCCCAAUCGCCCAGGAGCAUCUUUUUCUUCAAGCGAAUGGUGGACGGCCGGCCUCAUUUCGACGCUUUGCAAGAGGUUGACCCAGGCCGAACGCAGCUGACUGACGAGCAAGCAAAGACCGAGUACGCGCUUUGGGAAACCGAAGAAGGCGACUUCAUCUAUAGACAGACCGGAACUGACUUUCGAAUGCUACGGUGUAUCGGGAACGUCGAGUAUCGCGGCGAGGAAGGAGACACUCAAGUGAAGCACAAUUUUGCCACCAAAACCUUGGGUUUCAUCGCGAUUCGGGGUGCAGAUUCCUCAUUGGAUGUUCUCAAGCUCUCUGUGAGCGGCACAUCAUUCAUUCCUCUUCGGGGGUCGAAGGACAACUUUCUCUACCAUGCGCGAUGGCACCGACGAGUGAAGAGAAUGGCUCAACACCUUGGCCUCAACUUGCGAACGUUCUACGAUGGCGCCGGCAAGCCGAUGACAGCAGAGAAUUGCGGCAAUUGGAGGGCCGGUCAUAUCGAGAAGAAACUCGCCACAUACAUGGUCUAUGCAACGGUGUUUGCCCACCAUAUCAAGCCGGAAGACAGUCACGACAUCUCUCUAAAGGACCUAAGCCGGCUUCGCGAGCGCCUCCGAGACCAAGGUCUUGCGCCUCACUACGAGAUACAUAUCAGCAGAGCGCCGUGCGGUACACCUCAGCGCCCCGGCCAGUGCAUCCCGUUCGAGAACAAUCUGAUCCUUGAUGGCUCUGUGCCCCGCAGACCCAGAACACGUCCAGUCAACAAGGAACUUUCCGCUCUUCAUUCUCAAGAGCAUCUUGCUGUCUCUAGUCUCAACGAUGACUACGACAGUGAGGAGGAGGAUCUCUUAAUCCAUCUUGCCGAAGUUGAGGGCCGUAAGGACGACAUUGUGUAUGACGGAUUCGAGAUAGCGGAGAACGAGCCUCGCACCUACGAUGCUCGAGCUUCUCAUGAUGAUGAGAUCGACAUGUCUGACAAGGAUUCCUCCGCGCUUCCUCAGCAGCACAUACCUCCUGAGGUGGCGGCACAGUUUGGCGAGAACCUCCGAGCGAAAUUCACUCGAAAGGAAAAGCAAACCACAGAGGCGGCCACCGAGACUGCUGAAAGCACCGAGAGCGUCGAAGAAAUCGAAAGAGAACUGUCUUACGUCGACCUCGACCGUCCUCCCUCACAAAGUCAAUAUUGGGAUGCGCCUGCUUCUGCGGCCACCGAUGCGGUACCGCCGGUACGUAGAGGUUUAGCAAAGGUGGACUCCAAGAAGACACGUGCCCGAAAACUGAAGAAGAGAAGAGCAAAGGCACUUGGGAAGAAAAAUCCAGAGGGCUCUGUUUUUGCGGCUCGCCUGGGGGCGAUGCUCGGCUCAAGUCAGCGGAUUGGUUGA